CAAAUAUGACAUUUCUAAAAUCAAAUUGACGGAAAUCCGUCCUAUGACGGAGAACUUUAAUCCUUGCAUUCAUUAAAAGAGCAGCAUUUCCAUAGGUUUUCUAGCAGGCAGAUAGAUCGUACAUGAGCUCAGCCAUAUUUUUUCUCUCUUUCUCUCUCUCUUUGUGUGUGUGUGUGUUUAGGCCUACAAACUGAAAGUAAAAGUAGCAUAAACGAUGCGGAAGAUGCAUCUACGUCGUCGAUAUGAAGGAAAGAACGGCUACUUGGAGAUAUAAACGAUAGGCCUGCGCUCAUGUUGCUUUUUAGUGUUUGAUUAUUUUAAAACGUUUGAAUGAAUUGAAUUGAGUGCAGAUUGUGUAGGCUAGUUAGUCUUAAAUGUCGAAGAGGUUGAUCUAAUAUUUUAUCUGUAGCUCCAACUUAGACCUAUCGAAAAUGGCGGAACAACAACUUCGCAACACUCUUAUGGAUUUUUUGUGUUGUAAUGUUUGCGGAGGGACACUUAAGAACCCAGUAUCGCUUGGUUGCAAUCAUAGCUUCUGUCAGAUUUGUCUGUCUGAUUUCUGGAAAGAACAGAUUGAUGAGAAAUGUCCAUUGUGUAAGAGAAAGUCAUCUAAGAAUAGACUUAUCAACUUUUCGUUGAAAGAACUUGCCGACUGUUAUGACGCGACGACACAACGACACAAUGUUGAAGAUGAACAGUCAGAUGAAUGCCCAAACCCAACAAUUCAGCCAGGGCAUCCUAAAUUACAGAUGCUGAGAAAACGGAGUACCAAGGAGGAAGGACUGACCAGACCCGGUAGAGUUGAACUAGAUGAGGAUCUAGUGGAUUGGAAUAAACCCCUGGCGUGGCAAGUGGGUCAUCUUGGGAGCAAGUAUGACAAGUGGGUGCAUAAGCCUGUGGACCGGCCCAUUCGCCUGUUUGAGUCAGAGUUCCUGGAGGCCAGAACCAAGGCUGCAUGGUAUUGGGUUCCAAUCUGUUGGGUGCCUGUAGUCAUAUGUCUGACCUUAUACUGCUGGACACUUCUCUCCAAGUCGGACAAUUCAGUGCCGAUUCAUAAGUAUGGUGUCCCUUUGGUCUUAACUUUGGGGGGGUUAUUUCUAUGGUUGUUCUUGACUUACUGGAUACAUUUCCUCUUCCACACUCCGCUGAAGCGCAAUUACUACAUGAUCACAAUUCACUUCAUACUGCAUGGACAACAUCACAAGAAUCCAAAUGAUAAUUCACGGCUAGUCUUCCCUCCUAGUCUGGCCUUUCUUUUGAUGGGUAUUCUCUACUGGGCACUAAGCUGGCUGUUGCCAGAGGUUUUGGCCUUAUCCCUGUUGUUGGGGGUCAUCUGUGGAUAUGUACUCAAUGACCUGGUCCACUACUACCUGCAUCAUGGCUCCCCAAGUGAAGGCUCUUGGUUCUAUUUCAUCAGGAAUUCCCACAUCAAACACCAUUUUGAGAAUCCAGAUAAAGGCUUAGGGAUAACAACCACUGUGUUCGACUCCUUAUUUGAGACAGACAUCCCUCAGAUGCAUUAAGGAUUAAGGAUGGGCAAGAAAACAUGAAAAACACUCAUUUGACAUAUACUGUUUGUACUGAUUACAAAACACUACUGUUACCAUCAUGCUGAAUCAGAUUGUGUAGAGUGGCUGCUGGAUUUAGAGGUUAUUGCGUGAUGCUGCAAAAUCAUGGUUGUGUAAAUAUAUGUUUAUGUAUGUACAGUAUAUGCAGUUCUGGAAUAAAUUAAGAGACCACUGCACAUUUGAAUAUGACCGUCAACUCACUAUGCUGUAUAUUUUUUACGUUUUAUUUAGCCUUUCUGGUUUUUUUUUU
Molecule: messenger RNA, 1818 nt
Organism: Alosa alosa (allis shad)
Lineage: Eukaryota; Metazoa; Chordata; Actinopteri; Clupeiformes; Clupeidae
Product: fatty acid 2-hydroxylase-like
Exons: 7
Coding region: 432-1523 (363 amino acids)
Biological process (GO): fatty acid metabolic process; lipid biosynthetic process
Cellular component (GO): membrane; endoplasmic reticulum
Molecular function (GO): fatty acid 2-hydroxylase activity; iron ion binding
Source: RefSeq, a predicted model, not a curated record